AUGUCGACACCAGAUCAACCGAUGAAACAACAAGAGGACAAGAAGUCUCACGAUUCGGCCAUGCUCCAAGUCUGGCUGAACGAACCGGAAGACGUCGUCUCUGCGACUGAUACAUGGUCCAGUCAACGGGCCUUCGCCAAACCGAGAUGCCAUCUCGACUUCGAAGAACCCAAGCGACCAAAGAAUAAGGACACAGGCAUAGCAUCGGCUACGUAG
This is a messenger RNA of Fusarium fujikuroi IMI 58289, 216 nucleotides long. RefSeq lists its product as uncharacterized. NCBI's taxonomy places the organism in Eukaryota, Fungi, Ascomycota, Sordariomycetes, Hypocreales, Nectriaceae. The record is from RefSeq and is a predicted model, not a curated record. The transcript is spliced from 2 exons. Bases 1 to 216 code for a protein of 71 amino acids.